Messenger RNA from Trichomonas vaginalis G3, 1413 nucleotides. RefSeq lists its product as uncharacterized. The transcript has a single exon. The record is from RefSeq and is a predicted model, not a curated record. NCBI's taxonomy places the organism in Eukaryota, Parabasalia, Trichomonadida, Trichomonadidae. Bases 1 to 1413 code for a protein of 470 amino acids.
AUGGCGAGAGGUUAUCAUUCACUAAGAGAUCUGGCCAAAAAUCUCUUCGGUGAUAUCAUCUCAGAAGAAGAUUUCAACUCAGUUUAUACACGAGAUGGAGUUUUUCUUGAAGAUGUUCCAUUUGCAGCACAAACUCAUGUUUAUCGAGUUAAAACGCAAUUCAAUAAGGGCGAUGACAAUAGGUUUAAAAUGACACUGGAUCUUACUAAUCCACACCAAAUAGAAAAUGCAAAUGAUAUUACAAAAGAAGAAAUGAAUUCAUUAAUUAGACCUGCUUUUGCAAAUGCAUACUUAUACCAACAAGGUAUUUCACCUACAGAAAAAGCUCUUCGAGCAGUAAAUCACAUGUUUCCUAUUACAGAGAAAAAUAUUCAAGUUAAUACGAAGAAUAAAGGAUACGAUUUAGAACAAAUUAUUGUCAAAGAGAGGCCAGAUGAAUACUUUGAAACAAUUAAGCAAAAAGCUAAAUCAAAUUCUACAGAAAAGAAAUGUUCUACAAUUCGAGAUAACAUUAUUGAUGCUUGGAAGCUUCUUGAAGAGUUCUUUCCAAGAGAACUUCCUAUCUAUAAAGCAAGAGUUUACACUCCUGAUCCAAAAUAUAUUUCAUUACAAAUGAUUGAAAAUGGUUCGAAAAUUGCAGAGAAUUGUACGUCAACAUUAGUCAAAAAACGAAAACCUUGCACAGUACCAAAUCCAUUUUCGAAGCCAUUUGAACUGAUUUUGACAAAAGAAAAAGUUGAUCAAGUUAUCACAACUUUCUGCGAUAAAUUUGAUUUUAAGAAGAACUUCAAGAUGAAUUCUGCACAGAUCGAGCAAAUAAGGCAAGUUUUAACUCUUGGACUUGUUCCUCGACUUUUUUAUCAUUUGGCAAAAUACAUUCAUGCAAUUUUGGUAUUGGGUAUUGAAGAUCUAUCUAGUUACAUUAGAAUUAGAGCAAUCUGGUAUAUGUGUCAAGCAAAAUAUCCUCCAAAUGAUGAAUUAUCAGUUUUAUCUCCAGUACUUGUCAUGUUUAAAGUAUGUAGUGUCCUCAUUUUUGCUACAGAAGCACCAAAAUAUUACAUUACUAAUCAAAAGGAUAUGGAAGCAACACUAUUUAACAUAAUCGAAAAAAUGUUGAACCCAUAUCAUUUAUUUGAUUCAAUGAGAGACCAGCCAAAGACACAACAUGCUCCAAAACCAAUACGAAUUCCAACCGGAAGGUCUUUAGCAGAUAUUAUUAAUUUAGUUGAAAACCAUCAGUUACUUGAAGAAGAUGGUAUCAUUGCAAGAGCUAUGCUUAACCAGAAUGCUCCAAUGGACCUUCUCAAAAUACUGUCUAAUGAACCAUGGGGAGAUUUAAUCCAAGAAGAGAUCGAAGAAGAAGAUACAAGAGAUAAUAUGCUCGCACUUCCAAUUCAACGCAUUAUUCAAUAA